Monopterus albus (swamp eel) is the source of this 3753-nucleotide messenger RNA. It is a transcript of the gene plppr2b, whose product is annotated as phospholipid phosphatase related 2b. NCBI's taxonomy places the organism in Eukaryota, Metazoa, Chordata, Actinopteri, Synbranchiformes, Synbranchidae. The coding region runs from base 565 to 1686 and encodes 373 amino acids. Gene Ontology annotation, cellular component: plasma membrane. Gene Ontology annotation, molecular function: phosphatidate phosphatase activity. The transcript has 8 exons. Gene Ontology annotation, biological process: phospholipid metabolic process; phospholipid dephosphorylation; signal transduction. The record is from RefSeq and is a predicted model, not a curated record.
CCCAGUCUCUACACCCACUGUCUCAUUCUCUUAUUUCCCUCUCCUACUUUUUUUUUCCUCCUCCUUUUUGCCUCUUCCUUUAUUUCUCUUGCACAGAGAUACACAGAUGAAUACACACGCUCUUUCUUUCUUCCUCUUUUGGUAUCCAGAGGCAACUGCGAUGAGCAGCCUCCCUCACCAAGCCUGUGGAUCCCUUCACUUGACUAAUUAGCCUUGAAGUGCUGUUGAAGAUCAUUAUAUUUAGCUCAACGACCUAGCAGCAGAGUACAGACAGAUAUAGAGUAGACUGGCUGGAGGCUGGGUGCCUAGCACCGGGCAAGCUCUCUAUCUCUCUUUAUUCGUACUCAGUGUCGAGGGCUUCUCGGUGGCGGAGCGGCAGAAGUGAGGGGUGCUUUUGCUUUGAAAAGCGACAAGAAGGAGCGGAGCUGUGUCCACAAUGUAACCACAGAAUGGGAGCUCACUGCAGGAGCAAAUAAAUUCCCCUGGAAACGAAGAGACGGAGACUCAAAGGUAGCAGUGGUCACUGUGCAGCAGCGCUAUACUUGCGGCAUACAAAGAUUUAAGAUGGCUGACAGUCGGCUGUCAGCUCAGAGGAGAGUGAUGAGAAACCCUCCUGGAGACCGAGGCCAGCAGAAGACCAGCACCUACAUUGUGCCCUGCUUCCUCUUUGUGGAGCUGGUCAUCAUGGCAGGGACCGUUCUGUUGGCGUACUACUUUGAAUACACGGACACGUUCCCCGUGCACAUCCAGGGCUUCUUCUGUUUCGACAAAGCCUACUCCAAGCCAUACCCAGGACCAGAGGACAACAGCCUGGCGCCGCCCGUCCUCGUCUACUCCCUCGUCACCGCCAUCCCCACUGUGACAAUUCUGAUCGGGGAAGUGACCAGUUUCUUUGUGAAGACAGAGGGAGCUCAGGAGAAGACCAUAGUGACUGCUGACUGCUGUUAUUUCAACCCUCUCCUUCGUAGGAUUGUACGUUUUCUAGGUGUCUACUCUUUCGGCCUUUUCACCACCACUAUCUUUGCCAAUGCUGGUCAAGUAGUGACAGGAAACCAGACACCUCACUUCCUGUCUGCCUGCAGGCCAAACUACACAGCUCUGGGCUGCCACUCUCCGCUGCAGUACAUCACAGAGCGCCGAGCCUGCACAGGAAACCCUUACCUGGUGGCGUCUGCCCGCAAAUCCUUCCCCUCCAAAGACGCAGCACUGAGCUUCUAUUCAGCCAUCUACACAGUGAUGUAUGUGACCAUAGUGUUCCGGACCAAAGGGUCCCGUCUGACCAAGCCUACCCUGUGCCUGGUGCUCCUGUCUCUAGCUGUGCUGGUGGGGGUGGUGAGGGUGACUGAACACAGGAACCACUGGAAUGACAUCCUGGCCGGAUUUGUCACCGGAGGGGCCAUCUCUGCUUUCCUGGUGUCAUGUGUGAUCAACAAUUUCCAGCCAACCCAGAUAGCACUGCCGACUCCUCCACCUCCACAGCGUCCAGAUCCUUCUGUCGGGCUGCCUCUCCUCACUCUGCCCCGUGUGGAGAGUCCACUUGAAAAGUUAAGUGGCCACCAGCUUUUAAAUGUCUCCAGGCUCCAGGGCUACCGUAUUCUGAGAUCACAUGACCAUCAGCCACUCCUGUCCCCCGCCCCUCCCGAUGUGGUCCUCCCCUCACGGCGUUGCCUCACCAGCGCAGUCUAGACCUGCCCUCUGAGUGCCCCCGGCCCUGCCCUGCCCACCCCAAAGGACGACACCCUCUUCGGCGAGUCAGAUCCACCCAGGUGUGAAGGUCCACCAAUUCACAGGAGACAGGACAGCAACAUGUGCACAUGGCUGAAACAUGUCAUCCGCUAAAGACCACUAGGAGGUGGAGACCUGUUCUUCUGUCCUUUUCUGUCCUGUUUGUCCUCCAAGAUGGCCUCCCUUUUUGUUCGGGUGUAAAAAACCCAAUGAAAGACUCACCAAAGCCAGAGCGAUUGAAGCAAUACUGUGUUCGAUUUCCUUGUCCUUUUUUCCACAAUGACUCAGCAGUGACUUUAAAGACUGUUGGCUGGUGAUGACUUGAUAAAUUACUUGAUGGAAUCAAAAAAAAAACUGCGGAUUUUGGGAAUGGAACAAAAUCCAAAUCACAAGUGGAUCGUCUUCGAAAGAUCAUUUUCUAACACUCAGGAUAAUAUAAUGGGGAAAAAACACACAGGACAAGAUUAAAAACAAAGACCUUUAUGUAAUUAAAAUGCAGGUAUCAUCAAGCAUUACAGUACAGAUUUUUCUUUCUGUCCUCAAACAGUGUUGUGAAAAAUAAAAGCACUUUUGUAAAUUAUAGCACAGACAAACCAACGCUCAGUAAACUGUGUUAUAUCUUACAGUGUUUAGGGGAAUAUGGGUUUGGUUUGUUGCUAUAUAUUGUAUGAAGUGAUAGAAAAGAGAUUAACACACACUAGCUAUGCUUGUAACACAACAUUUGUUUUGGAGCAUCAGUUAAUUCAUCCCUGAAAUGAACUGAACUAGAUGUCCACCAACUUUCUAAACAUCCUUGUUUUACUAUCCAGGUGUGAAUGUUGUAAAUGUCUGUAGGUAAUAUGACCAAGCUGUGAAAUAUUUGGAAAUCUUUCUCAUUUGACUUACUAUUUCCAAGAGGAGUUUUUUUGUCUGUGUCAUUUUCCAUAAAACUUUCUUGUAUUGUUUUUCAUUUCAAAUGACCUUUAUCUAGUUACAUUAGUUUGCUACUGUUUAUGUGUCUGUUGUGUUUCCCUGCUUCAGUUCAUCGUCAUUUCCUCACACUAUAAAUCCAGCGGCACAGACCAGAGUAUAACACAAAGGUUAAGAGCUCUGAGUUUUGUAUAGUUUUGUACAGUAUAUACCUUUCUUUACACAGUACAGUAUAUACGACAUUAUUAUUAUGUUUAAAUUGUGCUGACUAUGUGAAGCCCGCAGUAGGUGUCUUGCAGGAACCCGAGUAGUAGCCUGAUCUAAAGUAGGAUCAUAGCACAGAGGAGAGGUGUGUGGAAUCUAACGGCACGCAGAUGGUUUGUUUGGCUCACACCUUGCUUUGGUUCUGCCCGGUUCAAAAGGACACUGCAAGCAGGUUAUGCUAGUAGGAGAGCACACAGUGAGAUAUUUAAAGAAGACAUCGCUAUGGUUUUAUGAAGUGUGUGUGUGUGCGUGUGUGUGUGCUUACUGGGAUUUGUGUGUAUGUUUAUAAUGAACACAAUGUAUGGCAGCACAACUGUUAAUCUGGCAAUCUGUUUUCUUAAGUUAAACUGUCAAAAGCAGCUGCUAUAAUUACACACUGGUGCUGGUGUGUGACUGCAGGUCAUCAAAGGACCCCUGUCAAGGCUUGCUAACAACGCCUGUAAUAGCAGAGGGUGCCCACUAUAGCACUGAGAUUGCCUACAGUAAAACCUUUCAGUCUGUUUUUUUUAAACUGAGGGGGUAAAGAAGUCCAUAAUGUCAGAAAAGUGUUAUUUUUAUGUUCAGAAUGUCUGUUUUGUAUUUAUUUGCCAAAAUAAAUUGCAGUUACCACACGCUGCUGCUUGAAUCACUUUUAAAUAAAAAUCUGAUUUGUUUAAAUUUUUCCCACAAUUCAGUAAAGAUAUGUUUUUGUUGUUAAGCAGCCAGUAUGCUUCUUUAGGAGCGCUCGUCAGAUGGUUGAAUAACCUCAGAAAACCCCUCCCCCCUCAUCUUCGGAACAAAACUGACAAUGGAAGCCAAGGGCCCGGGUUUAAACCUCCCCCUCUAGUGUUCUUUUUUCAUUCAUGGCACAAAUAU